Messenger RNA from Salvia hispanica, 930 nucleotides. Its product is annotated as trihelix transcription factor ENAP1. Gene Ontology annotation, cellular component: nucleus. Lineage: Eukaryota; Viridiplantae; Streptophyta; Magnoliopsida; Lamiales; Lamiaceae. The record is from RefSeq and is a predicted model, not a curated record. Gene Ontology annotation, molecular function: transcription cis-regulatory region binding.
AAAUUAUCCUCAUCUCAUUCGACUCCGCACGCGCCGGCGCCGCCGCGGCAGGGUCCUUUCCGCGAGGACUGCUGGACGGAGGAGGCGACGGCCACGCUCGUCGAUACCUGGGGACAGCGCUACCUCGAGCUCAACCGCGGCAACCUCCGCCAGAAGGAUUGGCAGGAGGUGGCCGAUGCGGUGAACGCGCUCCACGGCCACACGAAGAAGACGCACCGCACCGACGUGCAGUGUAAGAACCGGAUCGAUACUCUGAAGAAGAAGUACAAGACGGAGAGGACGAGGAUCGCUGAAUCCAACGGUGCCCUAGCCUCGUCCUGGCCGUUUUUCUCCACUCUCGAGCACUUGAUCGGGUCUAAUUUCAACAAGCACCAGCAGAGCAAGGUGAUUACGUCGCCUCAAUCUGCGCCGCAGCUGUCUCUGCCUGCUCCGCCGCUGGCUGUGCCGUUAUCCUAUCGCAAACCGAUGAAUCCUGCCGUGGUGACGCCGUUUAGUCUGCCGCAGAAGCGUCCAAUGACGUCGCCGGUCGUGGAUAAGUCGUUCUUCAGGAGAAAUUACUCGGCGAUGGCUGCUGCAGCGGCUGCACCUGACGAUGAGGCUGAUGAUGAUGAUGAUGAGUUGGAGGGUGAUGAAGUGGAGGGGAGCGAGGAUGAGGCUGAAGACGACGAACAGGUAGGGCAAGAAGGGAUGAGGAGACUGGCAAAGGCUAUAGAGAAUUUUGGGGAAAUUUUUGAGAAGGUAGAGGGUAAUAAGCUGAGGCAGAUGGUGGAGUUGGAGAAGCAAAGGAUGCAGUUUGCUAAAGAUUUGGAGGUUCAAAGGAUGCAAUUGUUUAUGGAUACACAGGUCCAGUUAGAGAAGGUCAAGCGAACUAAACGACCUGGAUCUUCUGAUGGUAUAACUGCUACUAUAUUGUGAUAUAAUCGUUUUUCU